AUGGCAACCACAGCUCCUGCUGCCGCGGCAGCGCCGCAGAAUGCUGCUUUCAGGGAUAAGGAGAAGCCCAUGGCUGUCCGGUCGUCCAACAUCGUCGCCGCGAGAGCCGUCGCCGAUGCCGUCAGGACGUCCCUGGGACCGCGGGGUAUGGACAAGAUGAUCCGGAGCGGGAAGGGAGAGACCAUUAUCACCAACGACGGCAGCACAAUGCUGAAGAGCAUGUCGGUCAUGCACCCCACAGCCAAGAUGCUUGUCAACCUAUCGAACGCACAGGAUGUUGAGGCAGGUGAUGGAACGACGUCGGUGGUUGUCAUCUGCGGCAGUCUCCUGGGCGCUGCCGACCGGUUGCUGUCCAAGGGCAUCCACCCCUCAGUCAUCUCCGAGUCCUUUCAAAGAGCUGCCGCAGCAGCAGUGCAAGUCCUGCACGACAUGUCCCAGCCCAUCUCUCUAUCAGACAACGCUGCUCUCCUGCAAGCCGCCAAUACCUCCCUCUCCUCCAAGAUCGUGUCGCAGUACUCGAACCUGCUCGGGCCCAUGGCUGUCAACGCCGUCACCAAGACAAUCAACGUCAAGACUGCCGACAACGUGGACCUGCGGAACAUUAGGAUAAUAAAGAAGGUCGGAGGAACGAUCGAGGACAGCGAGCUGGUCGACGGUCUUGUCUUGACACAGUCAGUGCUGAAGAACGCCGGCGGUCCUGUGAGGAAGGAGAAGGCGAAGAUUGGUCUCAUCCAGUUCCAGCUCAGUGCUCCCAAGCCUGAUAUGGAGAACAGCAUCUCCGUGAACGACUACCGACAGAUGGACAAGAUCGUCAAGGAGGAGCGCCUGUACCUGCUGAACAUGGCCAAGAAGAUCGCCAAGGCCAAGUGCAACGUCCUGCUCAUCCAAAAGUCGAUCCUGCGCGACGCCAUCAACGACCUUUCCCUCUACUUCCUCAACAAGCUCAACAUCAUGGUCAUCAAGGACAUUGAGCGGGACGAGGUCGAGUUCAUCUGCAAGUCGACCGGCUGCAAACCCAUCGCCGACAUCGACUCGUUCACCGAGGACAAGCUGGGCAGCGCCGACCUCGUCGAGGAGGUGCAGUCAUCGGGCUCCCGCAUGGUCAAGGUGACGGGCACAAAGUCGACGGGCAAGACGGUCUCGGUCGUCUGCCGCGGCGCCAACUCGCUCAUCCUCGACGAGGCCGAGCGCUCGCUCCACGACGCGCUCUGCGUCGUGCGCUGCCUGGUCAAGAAGAAGGCGCUCAUCGCGGGAGGCGGCGCCGCCGAGAUCGAGAUCGCGGCGCAGCUCAACCGCCAGGCGCGCGAGCUCACGGGCACCGAGGCCAUCUGCUGGAAGGCCUUUGCCGACGCGCUCGAGGUCGUGCCCACGACGCUGGCCGAGAACGCCGGGCUCAACCCCAUCAAGGUGGUGACGGACCUGCGGCACCGGCACGAGAUGGGCGAGAAGAACGCCGGCGUCAGCAUCAAGUCGGGCGGCGUCAACUCCAACAUCGCCAAGGAGAACGUGCUGCAGCCGCUGCUGGUCAGCACGAGCGCCAUCGAGCUGGCGGCCGAGACGGUCAAGAUGAUCCUGCGGAUAGACGACAUUGCCCUGACGAGGUAA
Thyridium curvatum is the source of this 1605-nucleotide messenger RNA. RefSeq lists its product as uncharacterized. Gene Ontology annotation, biological process: protein folding. Lineage: Eukaryota; Fungi; Ascomycota; Sordariomycetes; Thyridiales; Thyridiaceae. The record is from RefSeq and is a predicted model, not a curated record. Bases 1 to 1605 code for a protein of 534 amino acids. Gene Ontology annotation, molecular function: ATP binding; ATP-dependent protein folding chaperone; ATP hydrolysis activity. Gene Ontology annotation, cellular component: chaperonin-containing T-complex. The transcript has 4 exons.